This is a messenger RNA of Volvox carteri f. nagariensis, 2471 nucleotides long. RefSeq lists its product as uncharacterized. The transcript is spliced from 11 exons. The coding region runs from base 265 to 1338 and encodes 357 amino acids. NCBI's taxonomy places the organism in Eukaryota, Viridiplantae, Chlorophyta, Chlorophyceae, Chlamydomonadales, Volvocaceae. The record is from RefSeq and is a predicted model, not a curated record.
CAAUUAUUUACUUGAGUAUACAAUAGUUACCUUUGCAGCAAGGGGCUCGACGAGAACGUCCCCAGCGUCCGUACCCUGCACGACUUGUUGUAAAAGGCCGCGCGAAUUGGUCGUGACAGUUGGCAAGCCGUCUGAUAUGGGUGCCGAGCACCAACUAACAUUAGGCAAAGUGUCUCAGGACAUAAGCAAAAGUACUUGCUUUUCCGAAAGUCCAAGUUCCUGUGAGACUCUCGACUCGCAGGCCACGGUCGCUCUUCUGCAGUUAUGAACUCCUUGGAGGCCGGGCGGGUCCUGAGCGUGCUAGAUGAGACGCUGGAGGGGCUCAGGUUGGUAUCAUACAUCACCCAAGAUGUGCUGGAUACAGCAGAGCAGCUGCGUGAUAUGCUGGGGGAGGAUCUGGCAAACACUCUGAUCAAGCACCGCCAGCUACUUCAAACGGCGAAAUCAACGCUCAACAAUGAACAGCUACAAGCGUCAACUCUGGAGCUCGUGCGCCUACUUAAGAAAUCACCGUCAGCACAGCGGCUCCAGGUCCUUCCUUACGAGCGCACAUACGGCAUCUUGCAAGCGCUUCAAUACUUCGAUCAGCUGAGGCUGUUCACGCAAAAGCGGCUUACGACGACGGUGGAAGAGGACAGCAGCAAUCGGGAAUAUUUUGAGGAGGUCCGUGACCGCGAGGAGCGAGCGGUAGCUGAGCGGCUUCAGCUGGAGCAGAAGCUUCGGCUGCAGAGAGUGGAACUGCAGAAGGCAGCGGGGAGCAUUCAGGUGUCGGAGGACCGGGCGCGCGGUGAGGUGGCCGACGUGCAGAGCAGCACUGCGCAGUCAAGGACAGCCAUCGAGGCGGCCGCCAAGUCACAGGCUGACGCCGACCGAUCGGCGUUCCAGGCCGACCUGGCUCUGGCGACAAAGGAGCUUGCGGCUGCCCGUACGGAGCUGGCCCGGCUGAGAGCGGAGCACAAGGACAACGAGGCGCUGCUGCGGAAGGCUAGGAAGCGCGCAGAGCAGGACGUGGAGGUCCAGAUUGGCGAGUACGAUGCAGACGUGGGCGCAAAGGAGGAGGAGUUGGCUAAGGCGCGGGCCGAGUACGAGGAAGUGCUCAGUCAGCUGCAUGAGUACAACCGCGGUUGGAGUGAGAUGUACCAGGAGCGGCUGGAGUACGAGGAGCGGGAGAGACGGCUGGCGGAGCAGCGAUUCCAGGCGGCGUUGCUAAACCUACGCCGCAACCAUGCGGCGCGCGUGGUCCAGGCGGCGUGGCGUGCAUACAAGAAGGCCAAGGAGAUUGCGCGCAAGAAGGCGAAGAAGGCGGAAAAGGCCAAGGCAGCUGCCAAGAAGAAGUAAAGCGAAACUAGUAGUAGAUCAGUGAGGUAAAAAAAACUCACGGCACGGCGGCGCUGGUGCAGGGCAUUGGCAACGGCCUUGGGAAGGUUAUGGCUAUUAAGGUCACAACCUUCCUGGCAGGUAUUCUGUGAGUAUGUUAGCAGGGGACAUUGCCUGCAUCAUAGCACAUGCUGGCAAUUAUUGGCAGGAAAUGAUGAGAGGCUGUGUGGAGACCAAACUCCGUGGGGCGAAGGCAACCUGUCCGGUGCGGUACAGCUGUCAACAGAGCGGAUGCAAUGCGGCUGGGAAGCAGGUGAUCAGGAAUUGGCUCACUUUUCGUGUACAUAUGCCACAGGUGGGCUCGCUCCCGUUGGCAGGCAGCAAGGGGUAGGUACUCAGAACCAUGCGUCAGCGCAUCAUUAUCAGCCGCAGAAAGUGCGAAAGGAACGUCCAUAUCUUCCAUGUAGGACAGGAGCAUAUGGAGGAGUUUUGAAAAAGGCGUGGCCACGUACAUGAUAUGAACAGCGUGCAUAAAGAGCAGGUUCACUGAACUGGGGCUGUCCAUGCUGGCUGCAAGACGCCAUCCUUGGGUCGCUGAAGCCGCCUCUGCUGCCUGCCGAGGAUGGCGGUAGCGGCAGUGAAGGCCCAAAAUGUCAAGUGUGUUCCCAAGCAGAAAAUGCAGUGCGGCGGUGGCGGAGUGAGACGCUUGUCCCCCGGCAAUGCGUAGGGGUAUGGCUGCAUGUGCUUUUAUCGCUGCGCCCGGGUGGUCUUGCAUGACUGGUGUUCCAGACUAGGGUUACUUUGCGCGCGUGUAUACAUGUGCAUCUUCUGCGUGUUCAGGGUGCAGUCGUACUGAGCAUGUUGCCACCACCUCAACGGUCAGGAAUAUCAUCUCAGACAGGGUAAGGCUUUGGGUGGUCCGUGCGGUACGUGUCGCGUUUUUGCCUGUGGGAUGACGCCUCCACGGGUGAGGCCGCCUAGUAUGCCGUAUCAAACGGUAGUCCGGAGGCCGCACCAUCCAAUGGUUGUACGCAAGUGCGCAUCGUUCUUCCUAAUGAGGUUCAGUAUGUAACGAUUUUUCUUGCAUAGCUGCGUGCAACUGGCAAGGUUUGAAUGCAACAGUGAGGGAUGAAUGUAAUCUUCUUAAAGAGCCC